GCUUAAGUUUUCCUGUGUGCCACGGCCCAUAAGCGCGUUGUGAAAGAUUUGAACAACGUCGAUGUAACGUACGGCGUGCUUUUACCAAGUGGAUUUCUAUCGUUGUAAUGUUUUUGCUAUUCACGAAACUAAUACAUAAUAGACAUAAUAGAUAAAGCCUACAAACAAGAAAUCUUUGAUAUUCUCACAUCGAUGUUUCCUCCCCAAGAUAGCGAACGAAACUUGGAAGUUCUGCAGGAAACAUACGAUGAGCUGCAACGAUAUUAUACAUUACUUCGUUUGAUGAGAGCCGAUCUGGAGAAAAUAACAAAUAAUUUCACUGCUUUGAAUGGAAUGUAACAGUUGGAUUCUCUAAGAAUAGACAUACAAAUUAUUAUACAAUUUGCAUAUAUGUUGUAACGUUUUAAGUUGUAUAAAAUGGAAGCUCGUAAAUCUAUGCAUAUAUAUAAGAGAAUGGAGACUUCACUGAAUAAGUCUCCAGCCUCUUCAUCAUCACUACGGAGGAAAUCUAUUGUCGCUCAGAAGCAACUGUCUAGUGUUCUCUCAGAAAAUGAUGAUGAGGCAGAACGUAUUGCUCGUCGACGUGACAUUUUCACACCUAAUACCUCAGCACUAGCUGGAUCUAACAAAAGACACUCCUUGGGUUUGGGAUUUCUAGCCAAUGUCCCGACACGCCAAAUAGCUGAAAGUAUCAACCAAUGUAUAAAGCUGAGUGCUGAAAACAAGAUCAAUAUAAAGAAUGCGUUCAGUCUGGAGAUGAUAGAUUUUAUGACAUAUAUGAUAAAGAAGCAGGACAACAAUAUGUCCAAUCUGCAAGUAGCCAGCACAUCUUUGGACGUAAGCAGUAAGAUUUACGGGUUUCGAGUGGACAGCGUGCAUACGGAGAUACUCAAGAUAAUCGGCGGUUUGGACAAGCAAGCUCUUGAGGAUGCUGAGCAGGACCAGAACAAGCAAGAGGCAGCGCUACAGGAAAAUAUGGACAUUGAUCUAGAGGUAUCCAAGAAGAAGAAGAAGAAGAAAACCAGACAGAAGAUCUGCAGCACCGUAGAGGCGUUGAGAGGCAAUAUUGAGAUCGUGAAACCCUUGUCCAUGAUGAUAGGCGAGGGCGAUCUGCAGACCAGCGACAUGCUGUAUCAAGCGAUGUUGCCUAAUCACGUUACGUCGGGUUUUUACCAGCAUUUGUACAACGACAUACUCGUCGACACUGUGAACGAAGAAAGCAAUGUAAAUUCGAUGAAAUACGCCAUACCGACAAUUGACGAUUUUGAACAACUGGAGAUUUGCGCGUCGUACUCGAACUUUGAAUUUCUUGGCUGGUCUGUUGAAGACGAGCCCGAAAAGAUGUCGGAUACAUCGGAGGUGGAACAUGAUGACGACGACGAGGCCGACAACCGUUUCCAAUUCGAUCUCGAUGCCAGUGUGGAACACGAGGCCGAGAAUCCGUUGCCCGAGCUUGUUAACUAUUUCGAUAUUGAGACGCAGGACGACAAGUACGUGUGCGAACGCCAACAACGGCAAGCGACAACGAAUCAUGUAGAUAAUAUUGUAGACGCUUCAGCUGCGGAUGGAUUCAAGCUUAUCGUCGCACCCGAAUACUCGUUUGUGCUGCCGAAUGCAAGUUUGCACUGGGCUGGACCGACUCAUUGGAAGUUCCACAAAUUCGUGAGACCGGCUGCAAACGCUGUCAUGAGCAGCAAGGUCAUCGGGGCGUGCAUGCAGGCGCCGCUAAAGAGGAGGAAAGAAAUCGAAUUGUCGUACGAAGGGAAUAAGGACGUGAUAGAGGCGAAGUUCGCGCUGAGCCAGUCCAACAGGUUGCAGGCGAAAACAGCCAAGACGGAGUGGAGCGCUGAGAAUCUGACGUUACCCGAAGAUAUCCACUACGAUAUCAUGCGGUUGGUAAAGCUGUACCUGCAUCAACAUAUGAGCAUCAAGCAGCAGCAGAACGAAGACAAAACUGAAGCCGCGGAUGUGUCUGACAGCGACCGGUACGAUUACAAUAACCCGAACGACACGUUGGACUACUGUCCUGACGUGCACAACGGCGAUUACGACGAGGCUAGGGACAACAAUGACGAGAAUGAGUGCAAUUUUGAGUUCGAAGACGACAGGAACGCGUUAGCCUCAAGUCUCAGUCAAGGCCUCACCGGCAACAAUCUUAUUUCGGCGCCGAAAUUGGCCAAUAAGAUAUCCAUCGCGUACUGUUUGAGGGCGAAGAGAGUCGACAUGCGGCAACUGAAGAAGUCCAUCUGGAGAUGCUUGAAAUCUACGAGCGACGCGGAUAUCACGAAUACCGCGGAAACGGAGAUGGAGGAGAGUACGAUGAAGGACCCUAAGAUGUUCAAUAACAUUUACAAGAUGUUGCCAAAGCUACUGACGAAGAACAACGCCGAGGCGCUGAGCGUGCCGCUCUUCUUUAUAUCACUGUUGCAUUUGGCGAAUGAGAAAACAUUGAACAUGUGUUCGUUACCGGACAUGUCUGAUAUCACUGUUGAAAGACGUUGAAAUCAAGAUUUGUUUUGCGCAUGUCCAUGAUCGACAGACGGGCGCGACGAAUCGGCAAUUUCUUGCAAAGGAUCCAGCAAAAUGAUCGUGUUAGUUAAUCAGUUGCUUUCACGCAAAUGUUUAUCCUUACACGCACCAACAACGAAUAUCAUAUUUAAAUUUUUGUUAUACAGAAAAUAAAGAAUCUUUUUGCAUUUUAA
This is a messenger RNA of Odontomachus brunneus, 2702 nucleotides long. RefSeq names its product condensin complex subunit 2. NCBI's taxonomy places the organism in Eukaryota, Metazoa, Arthropoda, Insecta, Hymenoptera, Formicidae. Gene Ontology annotation, molecular function: chromatin binding. Gene Ontology annotation, biological process: mitotic chromosome condensation. The transcript is spliced from 3 exons. The coding region runs from base 418 to 2502 and encodes 694 amino acids. Gene Ontology annotation, cellular component: condensin complex. The record is from RefSeq and is a predicted model, not a curated record.